UGUCAUUCGUAAGCUUAUUUUCAAUCGUGACGGUCGUGCAUUUUUGUCGCUGUUCGAAUUGUAUGGCGGAAGAGUGGUGCAUUAUUCGCGAUUAAUUUUUUUUUCACAUCGCCCUCCGCGUCGUCGCUUUUUCCUUCGCUGAAAAACGUUCUUUCCGGAGAUUACGGUUACGUCGUGAAAUUGCGGCGCGCGUGGGGUAUCAUAAUUGAUCUGUUUAGAAGGGAAGCUGCUAGUAGAAGAAAAGUUCCUACACAUAGUGAUCAAUAAAUUCCUUACCUUUGUUGCAUAUCUGUCUACCUGAGUGAAAACAGUGCUAUUUUUAUGGUAGUCCAUAUUAUCGACAAGCCAGUGCAAAGUUUUUGUGUUUGUCAUAGCAGUCAAUUACCAUUAUAACCGAGCCGUUUGCUUUUGUUCGACAAAGAGUAGAUGGAGGAUGGAAAUAUUUCUCUGGUAGAUGUACAAGCAAAAAAUCGACGAGGAAGCAGAAACGAAAGAUUGUAACAAAAUAGGAAUUACGGAGAGAUAGAAACCUAUCAGAAUUUACGUCGUGUUGGUGAAAUACGUGAUCAGCAGCCAGCAAAGCACACUGAAUACCAAUGGAUACUUCAUCGAAAGAUGCGGAAAUGGACGAAAAUCAGGAUCUGGAUCCGAGAAUCCAGGUUGAACUGGAAAAUCUCAACACGGCAACGGAUGAUAUUAACAAACUGGAAAUUGAACUAGAGGAAGCGAAGUCAACCUUCCGAAUACUGAUGAACGAAUCCACCCGGCGACUGAAACUGUCUUCCAAGAAACUCGGCAGCUGCAUCGACAGGGCACGGCCAUACUUCGAAGCGCUGGAGAAGGCCAAAUCAGCUCAGCUGGAAUGUCAGGCAGCGGCCAUCAAGUACCAGCGGGCAAACGAGAUCCACGCGGCAGCCAAGGAAACAGUUGCCCUGGCGGAACAGCGCUUCCUCAGCAACUCACAGGAGUGGCAGUUCGAUAACGCGUGGCAGGAAAUGCUGAAUCACGCCACGAUAAAGGUGACGGACGCUGAAAAGCAGAAGACGGAAAGUGGUACCGAACAUCAGAAGAAAGCGAAAAUUUUCCAAGAAGCAGAACUGAAAGUACAACAAUUAGAAGAGCGCAAUCGGCGCAGCAUCCAAAAAUCACGGCCAUAUUUUGAUGAGAAACAACUGUGCCAGGAGCAGUUAGAGGCUCAAAAAGGUCGCAUCCAACAGCUGGAGGAUCAAAUAUGUGCGGCUAAAACCGCUUAUGGAACUGCUCUUCGUAACCUGGAGCAGAUCAGCGAGGAGAUUCACAAACAGCGUGGCGAUCUCAGCAUGGCAGCACCAUCUGGACCCCGAGAACCGGGCGUAGGUGCUGAGCUGUCCAAUUUGCCCCCGUCAACCUUGUCGAUCAAAUUGAGUUCAUCCUGUGCCAGUAGUAGCAAUUACAUCAAUUACAGCAGUAAUAUGCCCGACAUAUCGACUGAGCUGGAUAAAUGUGAGAUCCAUUCGGUGGAAAGUACAUCGCUAGCUACGAGCUCCGCAGUUAGCGAAAAGGAUCCUAGCGAUGAUUACAUGAAUGAUGCGGAUCUUAACUUGGAGCUACUGCGGCAGAAGGUCAAAACAUUGGCCGUACGCCCGGUUGAGGGAGGUGACGGCCAGCAACAAGAGCAAGAUGUUUGGGAACAUGAACUAAAUGCUACCGUGGACAAGUUAGAUCACUUGAUGAUGUUGAGAGAGUGCUCAAUUCGUGGUCCCAGCAUAGUGUCUCCGAACGAAAACAGCCAGUCUAACUAUAUUAGCCUGCCAACGACGCCGAAGCAUCAACAGAUGUCUCCGGUGCUGGCGGAGAAACAGAAGAUCAAAAUGUUCAAAAAACUAGAUCCUCUACCGCUCGCAAAUGUCUCGAUGUAUGCGCUUCCAACCUAUCUUAGUAGCAGUGGGAUGCCACCCACUAUGGCGGUUCCUAUGGGACAGAACGAUCUGAUUACGCCUUGUAAUGAACCCGUUGCUCCCGUCGUUGGGAUCAAAAGCAAACGAAAGAUGUCCAUGUAAAGUUUAGUGUCAGUUGAUGCAAACAGAUCGAUUAAUAGGGGGCACCGAAGGCGUAAUAUUUUCAGAGUCGAGACAGAAACUUUGUUUUGACUACGCUUUUUCGUGUAUUGUUUAUUUUCUACGUUUUACUAGAAAUUACAAAAAUAGCAACAACAAAACAAAACUACUAGAUAGUAUAAUUACAGAAAUUAAAUCUCGAUGUAAAGAGAUUAGACUAAAACUAAGAUACUUCAUUUCAAGCUAUUGUUUCGAACAUGCAAAUCAAAUUUAUGUGCGUUAAGUUUGCCCUCGCUUCUUUUUUGAGAUGCCAAAUUUUAGUUUUCAUAAUAGUUGUAUCUUUAUAGAUUGUGAUUUUUUGUGCAUUUCAAAAAUCAAAUUUGCGUAAUUUUUAUGAAAUGCUAGUUUUUUUUUAUUGUUCCCCAAUAAAUGAUCGAUCAUCGUAAUAUAUGUAGGUGGCAGAAAACCAAUCUGACUAAUCUGAUUCGAAUGCAUCACUAUGGGUCACAGCCUUUACACUAUGGCCACUAUGAAAAACAUGCUAGCUCGUUCGACACUACGAAUUUGAAAAAAAAACAUUUGCUGUGGAUUAUAUUUUUCACUGGAGAAAAAAUCUGCAGUGUUCAAAUAAAUGCUAAAUCUAUUUUAAUAUUUACGAUGUUAGAAAUGAUAACGUAUUUCCUAUAGCGAUUCUUUAUUUACGAAAUCUUUUUAGUACAAAGUUGAAACUUUAUAAUGACACUACUUUGUGUUAAAUCCUGAAUAGAAUCAAUUUAUUUGAAGAUAACUGCGUUGCAAAGCACAGAAUGUUAAGUGCAUAGAUGAAGCGUAUACCUAACCCCACAAACAGUAGUAGAUCAAUACCAUAAAGUUCGAUUGUGUAAUCAGUGUUUAUGCACCGUUUAAAAUUUUGUUUUUUUUUCGAAAAUGUGUAAUUCAUGAAGGCAUUUUGAGUGAAAAUGUCGCAACUUAGGGCCAAGAUGUCAAUAUUACCGUUCGUUGGCGAACCGUUUAACAGAACAGAAUCAAACCGAUUGGGAAAGAACAUUUCAAAUGAACAAAUUAGCAAGCAUUACUGUAUCGAUUUGGGUAACCAGAAAUAAUGUGGUUUUAUUGUAUAUACUAGUAGAAAUAAGAUGAUCGGAAAGUUCAAUCAUCUCUAAUAGCAUUAUUGUAAGCAAGAUGAAACAAUACUAAUCUAACCUAGCUCAGAGUAAGUCUUAGUUGUUCAAGUUAGAUCAACUGGAUAUAUUUGCUGAUUGUUCCAUAAGAUUCGAGGGCAAAUUUAUAUUCAGAAAUACGUGUACGUAGAGUUUUAACACAACCGAUUGAGGAUGAAUAAAUAUUUAAAAUAAAACCUGUAGAA
This is a messenger RNA of Topomyia yanbarensis, 3402 nucleotides long. It is a transcript of the gene pcs, whose product is annotated as SH3 domain-binding protein 5 homolog. Gene Ontology annotation, molecular function: protein kinase inhibitor activity. The record is from RefSeq and is a predicted model, not a curated record. NCBI's taxonomy places the organism in Eukaryota, Metazoa, Arthropoda, Insecta, Diptera, Culicidae. Bases 597 to 2039 code for a protein of 480 amino acids. Gene Ontology annotation, cellular component: cytoplasm. Gene Ontology annotation, biological process: intracellular signal transduction; negative regulation of protein tyrosine kinase activity. The transcript is spliced from 5 exons.